This is a messenger RNA of Hypoxylon trugodes, 5592 nucleotides long. RefSeq lists its product as uncharacterized. NCBI's taxonomy places the organism in Eukaryota, Fungi, Ascomycota, Sordariomycetes, Xylariales, Hypoxylaceae. Gene Ontology annotation, molecular function: 3-oxoacyl-[acyl-carrier-protein] synthase activity; holo-[acyl-carrier-protein] synthase activity; 3-oxoacyl-[acyl-carrier-protein] reductase (NADPH) activity. The record is from RefSeq and is a predicted model, not a curated record. The transcript is spliced from 3 exons. Gene Ontology annotation, cellular component: fatty acid synthase complex. The coding region runs from base 1 to 5592 and encodes 1863 amino acids. Gene Ontology annotation, biological process: long-chain fatty acid biosynthetic process.
AUGCGUCCCGAAGUUGAGCAAGAGCUUGCUCACACCUUGCUCGUCGAGCUCCUCGCAUACCAAUUUGCUUCGCCGGUGAGAUGGAUUGAAACGCAAGAUGUCUUCCUUGGUGAGAAGACAGCCGAACGUAUCGUCGAAGUUGGACCGGCGGACACCUUAGGGGUAAUGGCGAAGAGGACAAUCGCAUCCAAAUAUGAAGCUUUCGACGCUGCCAAAUCCAUCCAACGUCAAAUCCUCUGUUAUAAUAAAGACGCCAAGGAGAUUUAUUAUGACGUAGAUCCUAUUGAGGAGGAACCAGAACCUACAGCCGCGCCCGCGGAGGCUUCAAGUUCUGCGCCAGCGGCAGCAGCAGCAGCUCCGGUUGCUGCAGCGCCUGCUCCCAGCGCAGGCCCCGCUGCGGCUGUGGACGAUGCACCAGUCUCUGCAUUGGAAAUUGUUAGAGCGUUAAUUGCGCAAAAGUUGAAGAAGCCGUUCCUAGAAGUGCCUCUCAGCAAAGCCAUCAAGGAUUUGGUCGGAGGCAAAUCUACACUCCAGAACGAAAUUCUCGGAGACUUAGGAAAGGAAUUUGGAUCAACACCCGAAAAACCAGAAGAUACCCCCAUCGAUGAGUUAUCGGGAUUAAUGCAGGCAACCUUCAAUGGUCAGCUUGGGAAACAAUCACAAUCACUCAUCGCUCGUUUAAUAUCCUCUAAGAUGCCUGGUGGAUUCAAUAUGACAUCUGCGCGCAAAUACCUUGAAUCUAGGUGGGGCCUCGGUUCUGGAAGACAGGACGGAGCUCUUGUCCUAGCUAUUACCAUGGAGCCGGCAUCUCGUUUGGGUUCUGAGAACGAUGCGAAGGCUUACCUCGAUGAUGUCGUGCAAAAGUACGCUACCAACGCUGGUAUCAGCCUCUCUACAGCUUCUACUGCUGGCCCAGCCGCCGGCGGUUCAGGCGGUAUGAUGAUGGACCCCGCUGCUAUCGACGCCCUUACCAAAGACCAGCGUGCCCUAUUCAAGCAACAACUAGAACUGUUGGCGAGAUAUUUGAAACUGGAUCUUCGAGCCGGCGACAAGGCUGCGCAGAACUCGCAAGAGUCACAACAAGUGCUACAGGCCCAAUUGGAUCUUUGGACUUCCGAACAUGGCGACUUCUACGCGGCGGGUAUAGAACCAGUCUUUAGUUCCCUCAAAGCGCGCACCUACGACUCUUCUUGGAACUGGGCGCGUCAAGAUGCCCUCAGCAUGUAUUACGACGUUAUUUUUGGCCGGUUGCAAGCCGUUGACAGAGAAAUCGUCAGCCAGUGUAUCCGCAUCAUGAGCAAGUCAAAUCCCUUACUGCUUGAGUUCAUGCAGUACCAUAUCGACAACUGCCCGACUGAGCGCGGGGAGACCUACAAACUUGCCAAGGAGCUAGGUCAGCAAUUAAUUGAAAAUUGCAAAGAAGUCUUAAAUGUGCCGCCGGCAUACAAGGACGUCGCCGUCCCGACUGGUCCACAUACAACUAUUGAUGCUCGUGGUAAUCUCAACUACGAGGAAAUUCCCAGGCAAAGCUGCCGCAAGCUCGAGCACUACGUCCAGCAGAUGGCUGAAGGUGGUAAAAUAUCCGAGUAUGGUAACCGGACCAAGGUGCAGAACGAUUUAGGGCGCCUCGUAAAGCUUAUCAAAGAGCAGCACAAGAUGUCCAAGACCGCGAAGCUCGAAUUCAAGAACCUCUACGGGAACGUUCUUCGUUCGCUUGCUAUGAAUGAAGCCCAAAUCUUACCGAAGGACGGCGGCAAAGCUAAUGGUUUUGUUAAGAAGCCUGCUGCGUUAAAGGCCAAUGGCCAGAGUGGCAAAGGCAAAAUGGAGACUAUUCCGUUCUUGCAUCUCAAGCGCCAUAACCUCCACGGCUGGGAAUACAGCAAGCGUCUCACUGGAGUCUACUUAGACUGCUUGGAAGAGGCUGCUAAGUCUGGUGUUACUUACCAGGACAAAUAUGUUCUCAUGACUGGUGCUGGUGCUGGCUCGAUUGGAGCUGAGGUUCUUCAGGGCCUAAUCAGCGGAGGCGCCAGAGUUAUUGUUACGACAAGUCGAUUUUCGCGACAAGUAACAGAGUACUACCAGGCGAUGUACGCUAGGUACGGUGCCCGUGGAUCCCAACUUGUUGUUGUCCCCUUCAACCAAGGCAGCAAACAAGAUGUGGAAGCUCUUGUUGAUUAUAUCUACGAUUCCAAGAACGGACUGGGAUGGGACCUUGACUAUAUCGUUCCAUUCGCGGCCAUUUCCGAGAACGGUCGCCAAAUUGACGGAAUUGAUUCGAAGUCAGAACUCGCUCACCGCAUUAUGUUGACAAACUUGAUCCGACUUCUAGGUUGCGUCAAGGCCCAGAAAUUGGAGCGUGGUUUCGAAACGCGACCUGCUCAAGUCGUGCUCCCUCUAUCUCCCAAUCACGGUACCUUUGGUAGUGAUGGUCUCUAUUCAGAGUCUAAGCUUGGGCUCGAGACUCUCUUCAACCGCUGGCAUUCAGAGGACUGGGCCAACUACCUCACCAUUUGCGGUGCUGUCAUUGGCUGGACUCGUGGUACGGGUCUCAUGUCUGGCAACAACAUUGUCGCUGAGGGUGUCGAACAAUUUGGCGUGCGCACAUUCUCACAACAGGAAAUGGCAUUCAACCUUCUCGGACUUAUGUCACCCGCUAUUGUGGAUCUUUGCCAGAAUGAGCCAGUAUUCGCAGAUUUGAAUGGUGGUCUCCAAUUCAUCCCCAACUUGAACGACACUAUGACGCGAUUACGUAAGGACAUCACAGAAACCAGCGAGGUCCGCCGAGCUGUAACCAAAGAGACUUCGAUUGAAAACAAGGUCGUAAACGGCGAGAAUUCGGAGGCGCUUUACAAGAAGAAGGUCAUUGAGCCACGUUCUAACAUCAAAUUCGAUUUCCCACCUCUACCCAACUGGGAGAAGGAAAUUGAGCCACUUAACGAUAGCCUAAAGGGUAUGGUAGAUUUAGAGAGAAUUGUCGUCGUCACAGGUUUCGCCGAAAUAGGCCCCUGGGGUAACUCUAGAACCCGCUGGGAAAUGGAAGCGUAUGGUGAAUUCUCUCUUGAAGGCUGCGUCGAGAUGGCGUGGAUCAUGGGACUCAUCAAGAACUUCAAUGGACCCAUCAAAGGACAGCCCUACUCGGGUUGGGUCGACGCCAAGACUGGUGAACCAGUUGAGGACAAGGAUAUCAAACCGAAGUACGAGAAGCAUAUUCUUGAACACUCGGGUAUCCGUCUAAUUGAGCCAGAGCUCUUUGAUGGGUAUGAUCCCAACAAGAAGAUGAUGUUACACGAAAUUCAAUUGGAAGAGGACUUGGAACCGUUUGAGGGAUCUAAGGAGACCGCCGAGGAAUUCAAGAGACAGCAUGGUGAUAAGUGCGAAAUCUUCGAAAUUCCAGAAACAGGCGAAUUCACUAUUCGUUUGAGGAAAGGCGCUACACUCUGGAUUCCGAAAGCCCUUAAAUUUGACCGUCUUGUCGCCGGACAAAUUCCCACGGGCUGGGACGCCAAGAAAUAUGGUGUUCCCGAAGAUAUCAUCUCCCAAGUUGACCGUGUUACGCUUUACGUGCUCGUCUCCGUUGCUGAAGCCCUCUUGGCUUCAGGUAUCACCGACCCGUAUGAAUUCUAUAAGUAUGUCCACGUAUCCGAAGUUGGAAACUGCAUUGGUUCCGGCCAAGGUGGUAUGAACGCUCUUAAUGGGAUGUACACCAAGCGCAAAAUGGACCACGACAUUCAGAAGGAUAUUUUGCAGGAAUCAUUCAUCAACACAAUGGCUGCUUGGGUUAACAUGCUUCUUCUCUCUUCUUCUGGCCCUAUCAAGACUCCUGUUGGUGCGUGCGCCACGGCUGUGGAGUCCGUCGAUAUUGGUUAUGAAGCCAUUAUGGAAGGCAAAGCACGAAUUUGCCUAGUUGGUGGUUUUGAUGACUUCGGCGAAGAGGGUUCGUACGAGUUCGCCAACAUGAAGGCAACAAGCAACAGUGUCGAUGAAUUUGCGCACGGCCGUACCCCGCAGGAAAUGUCUCGCCCCACCACCACAACAAGAGGUGGAUUCAUGGAAUCCCAAGGUUGUGGUAUCCAGGUUAUCAUGACAGCGAAGCUAGCACUUGAUAUGGGUGUACCUAUCUACGGUGUUCUUGCCCUCACAACGACGGCAAGUGACAAGAUCGGACGUUCCGUCCCAGCACCUGGCCAAGGUCUAUUGACUACCGCACGGGAAGCUCCCAGCAAGUUCCCCUCACCUUUAUUAGACCUAAAGUACCGUCGUCGGCAAAUUGAGCUACGCAAGAGGCAGAUCCGAAACUGGAAGGAGUCCGAAUUAGAAUACUUGUAUGAAGAAGCAGCAGCUAUGCAAGCACAGGGCCACAAAUUCGACGAGAAAGAGUACACCCAAGCUCGUGCCCUCCACAUCGAGAAGGAAGCCGCAAGACAGGAGAAGGAAGCCUUACGAAGCCUCGGGAACAAUUUCUGGAAACAAGACAAUACCAUUGCCCCUCUCCGGGGUGCCCUCGCAACCUGGGGUCUCACAAUCGACGACUUGGAUGUGGCCUCUUUCCACGGCACAUCGACUAAGGCCAAUGACAAGAACGAGUCGUCUGUUAUCUGCCAACAAUUGCGUCACCUCGGUCGCAAGAAGGGUAAUGCCGUCCUAGGUAUUUUCCAGAAGUACCUAACCGGUCACCCUAAGGGUGCUGCUGGUGCUUGGAUGUUCAACGGUUGCUUGCAAGUCCUGAACAGUGGUUUAGUUCCUGGUAAUCGCAAUGCCGACAAUGUCGACAAGGACAUGGAGAAAUUCGACUUGAUCGUUUAUCCCAGCCGAAGCAUCCAGACUGACGGUGUCAAGGCUUUCUCUUUAACUUCGUUUGGUUUCGGUCAGAAGGGUGCUCAGGUCAUGGGUGUUCAUCCCAGAUACCUAUAUGCUUCUCUUGACAAAGAGACGUAUACGCAGUAUUGUGCUAAGGUUAGCGCUCGUCAGAAGAAGGCAUACCGUUACAUGCACAACGGUAUUGUGAACAAUGCGAUCUUCCAAGCCAAGAACCAUUCCCCGUACAGUGACGACCAGCUCACCUCGGUCCUUUUGAACCCAGACGCCAGGGUUACGGAAAACGGAAAGACAGCUGAGCUCACCUACCCCGUCGACUUUGCAAGCCGAGCCGCCCUACCCCACAUCACAAAAGCUAAGAGCACGAAGGAGAUGGUAGAAAGCCUAGCUCGCAGUCUCCAAACCGGCAAGAAUAACAAGGUCGGCGUGGAUGUAGAGGAUAUCGCAGCCAUCAAUAUUGAAAACUCCACAUUCAUCGAACGUAACUUCAGCGAUAAGGAGAUCGCGUACUGUCGAAAAAUGCCCAGCCCUCAGAGCUCUUUUGCCGGGCGAUGGAGUGCGAAAGAGGCCGUUUUCAAGAGUCUCGGUGUUCAAAGCAAAGGAGCUGGCGCGCCCUUGAAGGAUAUUGAGAUCCUGUCUAACGAAAAUGGUGCUCCCAUUGUCUCCCUUCAUGGUGAUGCCCAAGAUGCCGCAAAGAAGGCAGGUGUUAAGGAGAUAAGUGUUUCUAUCUCGCACUCGGAGUCUCAAUCCAUUGCCAUUGCCGUCGCGACCUUUUAA